Myxocyprinus asiaticus (Chinese sucker) is the source of this 4348-nucleotide messenger RNA. RefSeq names its product period circadian protein homolog 3-like. The record is from RefSeq and is a predicted model, not a curated record. Gene Ontology annotation, biological process: entrainment of circadian clock by photoperiod; circadian regulation of gene expression; negative regulation of transcription by RNA polymerase II. The transcript has 22 exons. The coding region runs from base 347 to 4348 and encodes 1333 amino acids. NCBI's taxonomy places the organism in Eukaryota, Metazoa, Chordata, Actinopteri, Cypriniformes, Catostomidae. Gene Ontology annotation, molecular function: transcription cis-regulatory region binding; transcription corepressor binding. Gene Ontology annotation, cellular component: cytoplasm; nucleus.
CUCACGUUUGGAUUAAUGGAUAGCGCUCCGGUAGAGAAAUGGAGGGAUGCGCGAGAAACUGGUGCUAGCUUAUUAUUGUUUAAUGAAUAUAAACAAUCGUCUUUAAUGGAUCUCAAGCGUGAAUUUAUGGCUUUAGUGUUGGUCUGAUCCUAAAGGGAGUUUAACAAGACAAGAAACGCAGGAAAAAAUCCAACACGGCGAGCUGCUUCCAUUAAGACCUACUGAGCUAACUGUGUGAUUUAAGUUCUCGGCACAGUUGUCUUCAAUGGAAGACUCUACGUUCUACGUGAUCACCUAUUAGAGUCAAACUUAUCAAAGAUCAUCAUACAUAUGGAUUGCUCUAUAGAUGAACAUUGUUAAUGUGGAUAAAGGCGACAGAGUAUCUGGAUACCGGAGCAGAGGAUCCAUAGAGAAAUUUCAGGGGCGGGGGAUGCAGGGAGGAGACAGCUAUCCCGAUGGAGAAGAGGAGCGCUCCUCUCCAGGCUUCAGCAAGCGAGUGGGACAGGUGAACCAAACAAACAACGGUCAAGAGCCAGGCACCAGUGGAACCGGGCCUGGAUCGGGCUCAGAGGAGGAGGAGACCGAGGGCCGGCGAGGAGGAGCCAGCAGAGGUGAUGGCUUGGCAUGCUGUGAGGAGAGCGGUGGAGAACGUUCCGGAGGCGAGCAGGCACAGGAUGAUGUUGAUAUGAACAGCGGUCACGACUCCAGUAGCAGUAAUGAUAGCGUCGGCAGAUCACAACAUCAUCGUUCGUCCUCAGCCAUUUCCAGUCCUGGAAGCACCACAGGAUUGGGCAGCACCAAGAGCUCAAAAUCUGUUACUGGUUCCUCAUCCUCCAGUUACCACAGCGCUCAUCACACGGAGUGCAGUAAGCAGACGGAGCAGGGCCAAGAGCAGAUGCACCGAGAGGUGAUGCAGACGGUGCAGGAGAUGAAGAAAUGGCUGCCAUCUGAGAAGAGAAGCCGCAGCAAAGCCAGUACUGUAGAAGCACUGAACUACGCUCUCAACUGUGUUAAACAAGUUCAAGCAAACAGCGAGUACUACAACUUACUAAUGAGCAGCGGUCUCGAGGAGAGACGAGACGUGACAGUGUGCACCCUUGAUGAGCUGGAGGGGAUUACAUCCGAACACAAAUUGACAAACACGGUACGUCCCAACUGCAUUUCCACCGAGUUUGUGCUGGUGUUCUCACUGGUGUCUGGGAAGGUGGUGUACACGUCAGAACAAGCCUCCAGCGUGCUGCACUGCAAACGGAAGCUUCUGGAGUCUGCCAAGUUCGUGGAGCUGCUGUAUCACCAGGACGUCAACGUGUUUUACUCACACACGGCACAACCAUGCUUGGCACCCUGGAACGUGGGCAGAAGCAACGCGACGGUUCUAUUGGAAUGUGCGCAGGUCAAGUCCUUCUUUUGUCGAAUAAGAGGAGGGAAAGAUAGAGAUGGAGAGAUGCGUUAUAUUCCUUUCCGGAUCACUCCGUACCUUCUGAGGGUUCAGGGGUCAAGCGUAGAGCCGGAGCCCUGCUGUCUGGCCCUUGUCGAACGCAUCAUCUCAGGAUACGAGGCCCCUCGCAUUCCCAUAGACAAGCGUGUGUUCAGCACGACACAUUCGCCUGGCUGUGUUUUUUUAGAAGUGGAUGACCGUGCUGUGCCUCUGCUCGGCUAUCUUCCUCAGGACCUGAUUGGAACCUCAGUGUUGACCUGCCUGCAUCCAGAUGAUCGGCAUCUAAUGCUGUCCAUGCAUCGCAAAAUUCUGAAGUAUGUGGGUCAGCCUCCAUUUGAGCACUCACCCAUCCGCUUCCGGUGUCAGAACGGAGACUACAUCACCCUGGACUCCAGCUGGUCCAGCUUCAUCAACCCUUGGAGCCGCAAGGUGGCCUUCAUCAUCGGCAGGCACAAAGUUCACACUGGACCUGUAAAUGAAGACGUUUUCACUGCGCAGAGUAACGCAGAGCAAACAGCUAUGUGUGAGGACGUUAAAGAGCUGCAGGCCACAAUCUACAAGCUUUUCUUGCAGCCAGUUCAUAACAAUGGUUCCAGUGGUUAUGGCAGUAUGGGCAGUAAUGGCUCUCAUGAGCAGUACAUCAGCGUUGCGUCCUCCAGCGACAGCAACGGAAACAUCUGGGAAGAUUCACACAGACCAAUGACAAUGCAACAGUUCUGUGCUGAUGUUAAUAAAGUGAAAAAUUGGGGCCAGCCAGCGUAUCUAGGCUCUCAGAGGAUGCUCACACAUUUAGGGCCACCCACUGCAAUGUCGGGAGCGGGCACUCCUCCGAACACCAGUCUGAGAAUGGGAAUCAGAGGCCACUUUAAGAAAUCUCUGCAGGAAGCCAGAAAACAACCACACAUUCCAUCCUACCAGCAAAUCAACUGUGUGGACAGUAUCAUUAGAUAUUUGGAAAGCUGUAAAACAUCUGCUUUAAAACGCAAGAGAGAGUAUCUGUCCAUAGCUACCUCCUCAUCUUCCUCUAUGUCUGAGGAAGAUAAACCACAAGCAAACGCACACAAAGAUGCUACAAACACAGAGGAGGCUGCACUAGAGGGCGCCGGAGCUCCAGACAGCCAGAUUUCGGCCGGUUCGGCAACAACGGCAGGGGACAUCACGAUCCCCACGGAAGCCAUGAGUAUCACCAGUCAGUGCAGUUACAGCAGCACCAUAGUACACGUACCACAACCUGGCUCAGAGAUUAAUGCCUUGGAAGAUGCUCCAAUGGGCAGUGAGCCAACAGACUCUGCCCCCACACCUACACGCCCCGCCCCCAGCACCUCAUUGGCAGCUCAGGUGGAGUUACUCUUGGUGGGCCUCACUAAGGAGGUGCUGUCAGCCCACACCCGGAAAGAGGAGCAGCAAUUUGUGGACCAUUUUCGACACCGUAUCUUGCAGAGUCCCUACAGCUCCUACCUAGAACAGGACAACAGCAGCAUGGCCGACUCGCAUCACAUAGGUGAUGUCAUGCGACCACCUAACAAUCACGAACGGCCGAAACCAGAGGACUCAUCGGAUAGCUACGGCUCACAGCCGGGCAACUACUGGCCUCUUCACAGGUCCACAGGUCCAUUGCACUACACCUGGCCUUCCUCAGAGUCCUGCCAACCCACACCACCCAACCCUGGCUUUGUGCCACCUGUUCAGACAGCCCCCUACCUCAGUGUCGUUGGCCUGGAUCAGCACCCAGGUAUCCAGCCUGAUCAAGUUGUCCAACAACCCAUUCAGCCUGUGCCCCCUAUCAUGGUUGUCGUCCUCCCUGGUUACCCCUCCUACCCUGGCAUGGCUCUGCCGGUUAUGCCCCCUACAGGACCCUGGUUCAUUCCCCAGCCCUCUGUCUAUGUCCCACCUGGUGCCCCACCCAUGCCACAGGGUCGUCCUCCGCAGGAGCCACCCCCAGAGCCCUGGGACACAGGGGUUGGCGCCGCCCCAGUGGUCGUGGAGAAUCCCAACUCUUGGUGUGAGGAAGCCCAACCUACAGUGCUGUUCUCCAGUUCACGCUCCAGCUCGCCAAUCCAGCUGAAUUUACUCCAGGAGGAGCUGACCAAACCAACAGAAUCCCACAACAGCACCGGUCCAGAGAGUCUGCAUGAGCACCACGCCAAACCGGAAGUUGCUCCCAGUAAGUCAGGUAACCAAGAUGCUCAUUCUACCUCCAGCGAGAUGAUCUAUCAGAUGCUACAGGAGGAUGCCCAAUCAGGGACCGGCUCCAACGCCUCGGGCAGUGGCUCUGGAGAGUCCGGAGGUUCUCUGGGUUCUGGCUCCGGACUCGGCUCUAAUGGAACAUCCACCAGCCAUACCGGCAGCAGCAAGUACUUCGCCAGCAAUGAUUCAUCAGACACGUCGCCGAAGGAGCGGAAGACCGCCAUGGCCCAAGAAAGGGAUUGUACUGCCUUCAAGAAACACGUGGACAGCCCACUUUGGAGCAUGGUCAAACAAACUCCUGAACCCGUCAUGAUGACCUAUCAGUUCUGCCCCAGGGACCAGGCCCAGGUUCUGCAAGAAGACCGGGAAAAGCUGCUUCUGAUGCAGCCCAUGCAGCCCUGGUUCACCCAGGAACAGAGAAAAGAGCUUGCUGAUGUUCAUCCAUGGAUCCAACAGCACAUGAUCCCACAGGAGAUCAACACUCAGGGUUGUGUGAGUUGUAACCCCUCCCCGAUGGAACCAGGUGAAGAGCUGAUCAUCCAAACUGACUCUCCAAACCAACCGACUCCUGACAACUCGUCUCCAUUCGACUGUCCAUCACAGGAUGCUAGUCCCAGCACAGACACCCGACAGCACUCCCCUUUACGUCCAAUCAACACAAGCAAACACCGCCACCUCUGUCCCCUGGUGGCCUGGGACUGCCAAGCGAGGAAGGAUUUCUAG